AAGCAUUCCCAUGUCGACUGUAUAGCCACUAUAAAGCUCUCUCCAGCUAAUCCGAUAAGAUGGCAGACACACACGUCGAACGAAUACACCUGUAUCAAUUAUCUAUAGUCUAUGGCUUAUUGUUAUUCCUACUGAUUUCUCCAUGUCAUUUAUUUCAUAGGCAAACUUUAUUACGUCAUUCACCUCCAUCCUAACGCUGACAGUCAUUGCUAUUCAGUCUGUGCAAUUAUCACCGUUCAAAUCUAAUGAACAAAUUGAAUGUUCUCUAUUUACUUCAUCGUCACUUCUUCGAGACCAAGUUCGUCAUUCAAUUCUGUAAACGCAUCAGUAACUUAAAUACUUCCUCAAAAGCUCCGCUAAUUCCCGAUGUAUUAUAUACCUUCCUAAAAUGGCAAGCGACAUUACAAUGUUAUCAAAAUUUUUCGAAAGUUUUAUUUUUGUGCCGCAAUUGGUUUCUGGUUUUACUUAAAUUAAUAUUCCACGAUGAUUGAAACAAUGGCAAUAUUGCUAUCACUCUUAGCUGUAACGUCGUUUUUCCUAGACUUCUCUCCGAUGCAGAAGGCCUAUUAUGUUCACUAUCGUGCACCACAUCGAAGAAUGCAUCCAUUCAAGGGUACUUUCGAGCCAAGGUUUUAUCAUUCACUGAUCAAGCUCAGCAAAGAAAGUAAUGCUGGUAGAUUAUUGAGAGAAUCGAGUAAUCGCUUCUCUACAUUGUUUAGAAUAGUUCCGACUGAUUACUUAACAAAUCAAUAUAGCAAAAACAUGUCAAUUUACGAUAAUCUCAUACAGACACUUAAAGAUAGGGGUUUUGAUACUGGCAAGCGAGCAAAAACAAUUUAUUUUUCUACACUACCUCUAGUUUUCUUGGAGGGAUCAAGUAUAAACAACAUUUCACACUAUUACUGCUAUAACGACAAGGAUGAAAUUGAAAUUGUUCUGUGGGAAGUCCAUAAUUCUAGUGGAGACAGACAUAUUUAUAUCUUAGAUCACAGAUCAGACCAAGUGAGUCGGAAAUCAAUAUCAUCUGAGUAUACAUAUUGUGCUACUGUUCCGCGGUCAUUUUACAUUAGUGCAGUUGACAACAGGAAGGGCUUCUACCGUUUUUCUUAUACGUUACCAAUCCAUAAAACAGAGGAGGGAACUAAAGAGAUCCAAUCCCCACGGUCAAAAGUAACGUUGUUCGACGAACGCAUGCAAGCACUCACGACCACCCGUUUAAUACCGGAGAGUGAACCCAUACCAAUCACUUUCCAAUCAACGAUCGCUAUGAUCUUCAAAAGGCCUCUGCAAGAUCUCUCGAUCUUAUUGACAUUAUUGCGACAAGUAUACUUCAUUACCAUUGUCCAGAAGGUCAGAAUUAAUCGUAAUGUACCUCAAGGCAUUACACUUAACAGGAAACAUGGUAUGCCAACUCAAUCGAGCAAUGAGGCCGGUGUACUUGGUUGGACAGAUGAGGAUAUGCUCGCAAGUCACGCUCGCAGGGUAUUCGAGAAAGCAUUAGCCAGAGCUUUGAAUGAGUCGCACAGAGACCUCAAAGUGGUAAUUAAAUACACAGAUAAGCAUAUUCCAGGAACACAUUUGGAAACACCCGAAUCUAAAACUGAACUCACUUUGCUGGUAAGAAGCUGGGAAUUUUACAAACAAAUCAUAGUUGCUCCAAACGCUGACUAUAUAUACAAUGUUCUAAUGGAGAGAUGUGAAGAUCUUGUUAGAGCAUCAGAUGGUCGACGUUUUUAUGAGCUAUUGCGAGACCUCAAGACUGAUUCACAUUCAUGGAUGUACACACGAAUUAGGGAGUGGUUCGUCAAGUUAACUUGCAUUAAAGAUAGUGAGAACAAUAGCAAAGUGAAUUUCUCACUGUCAGUCAAUAAGAACUAUUUGGACGACUCAUGGAAAACGAUCUUCGUCGCUUUUUGCAUCUUCCUCGAAUACAAAGUAUUGCAGCUUUUCUAUCUAAUUGUUGGAAUCACGCCGGCAGAAACUCAAGUGCCUUGGAGACCUAUCAAGCGGCUACAAUAAUGCAAUAUAUUUUUUCUAUCAUAUCAUCGUCUAAUUUAUUUCCUGCAUGUAACACACGAUCAUUGCGUCAUUUGUAUUUUCUUAAAUCAAC
Messenger RNA from Wallemia mellicola CBS 633.66, 2110 nucleotides. RefSeq lists its product as hypothetical. The coding region runs from base 484 to 2019 and encodes 511 amino acids. The record is from RefSeq and is a predicted model, not a curated record. NCBI's taxonomy places the organism in Eukaryota, Fungi, Basidiomycota, Wallemiomycetes, Wallemiales, Wallemiaceae. The transcript is spliced from 2 exons.